Molecule: messenger RNA, 2265 nt
Organism: Rhagoletis pomonella (apple maggot)
Lineage: Eukaryota; Metazoa; Arthropoda; Insecta; Diptera; Tephritidae
Product: ras-related protein Rab-8A-like
Exons: 4
Coding region: 149-550 (133 amino acids)
Molecular function (GO): GTPase activity; GTP binding
Source: RefSeq, a predicted model, not a curated record
ACAGUUUAAUUAACUUCCUGCGUGCUUAGGUAUCGAUUUCAAACAGAAACUCAUCAACUUGGAUGGAGUGCCAAUAAAGCUACAAAUUUGGGAUACAGCAGGACAAGAAAGAUUUCGAACGCUAACCACAGCUUAUUAUCGCGGAGCUAUGGGCAUACUACUGAUGUAUGAUGUGACGAACUUGGAGAGUUACAAUAACCUGUCAUAUUGGCUGCGAAAUAUUCAAGAGAACGCGUCACCGGAUGUUGUCAAAGUCUUGGUUGGCAACAAAUGCGAAUGUUCGGCAACGCAGCGAGCGGUUGACAAAGAAAGAGGCGAAAAAAUUGCUGAAAACUUCGAUAUGCCAUUCUUUGAGGUGUCCUGCAAAUGCAACAUAAACAUUGAGGAGGCUUUUCUAGCAUUGGCAAGAAAAAUCCGAGAACAGCGCGAACGCCGGGGUGAUAAUUUUGAUAACGACGAAAAGACACAAGACAAAAAAUCGCCCGGUUCCAACGGCUUAGGUACAUUCAGCUUGGCCAGCUUGUCCGAAGGCAAUCGUUGCUCCUGCUAAGCCGAACGGAAAUAUUCCACAUACUCCUAAGGAACAAUACGUCCAAUAGAGUGCUAUAGUGGAAUACUUCCAUGCAUACAUACAAACAUAUGCGUGUAUAUGUACGCCUAAGUAUACAAGUACAUACCACUGGCCGGGCAAGUGCAUUCAGUGUGAGUGUGGGAACGUUGGUUGGCUGGAUUUUGAAAUCAGGCAGACUCAGACGUACGUAUGUAUGUAUGUAUGAUUGUAUGUAUAUUUUGAAGGAACAAAGCCAAUUUAGUCGAAACUUAUGUAUAUUCCUCAGAGAAAUAAAUCGCUGUUUGAAUCUCAACGCUUCAUAUUUGUAGCAUAUGUACGUACGUACAUAUGUAUAUUGCGAAUUGGGUUACUUUAAACAGUGUUUUUUGAAAUACCAUUAAUUAGGCGCUGGAGUAGUUAGUUACAUCCAUAAAUUAAUUGCCGUUUGGUUGCUAAUUAAUGAAAAUUUACUCUUGAACAUACAUAUGUAAGUACAUAUGAGGCAAUGAGAGUCAGAGGAGCAUAUCUACAUACGAAAAAAUUUGUUUGAGUAAUAUGCGAAGGAAGGAUUUAUAAAUACUAAAUAGCAGGGACGUGAACAGGUUUUAAACCGAACCGGUUUUGAACCGGAAAACCGAUUUUUUCUAUUAAUUAACUGAACCAUUAACCGAACCGAAAUUUUCCACAAAUGUUUGAUCCGAACCGAAACCGAACCAAUUUUCAUAAAGGUUUAAAGGUUAGUUUAAUCCAAUUUUCAUUAGAUAAAUUUACACGCUUUUGUUUCGUUUCGUUAAAUAUGGUAAUACCUACAACGUUUGUUUACCAUGUGGAAAUAUCAAAUGUAAAGGCAACUCAUCUCAUUUAGCACACACUUAAAAUUUAACCUUGCGCUUUGUUGCACUUGACACUUUACACUCAGACUUGCGCGUUAUUUUUUUUCCCCCAACCCUUGAACAGAACCAAAACCCCGGUUCAAAGACUAAAAAAAACGCUUUGUCGAACCAAUGCAAAAGUGCAAAAACGGUUCGAACCGCUAAACCGAACCGACCAAAUUUUUCAUCCGGUUCACGUCCCUGAUAAAUAGGGUCUUUCACUGAAAAGUUCAUUGCAUCUACGUGAUGCUGCCUGUUAGAGUAAAAUAAAACUGAACAGGCGUGUCUCGGGCUAUUAGCGUUUCAUUCUAUUAAUGCAUUUUAAGCUGUACCUCACCUUUUUAAUGUAAGGCUACUUUGGCUCUCAAAGCCUCAUAUGUACAUAUAUAUGUAAGUAAAACAUACACAUUAUGUACAUAUGUACAGUGUUGGACAAAAGAUAUUUGACUGGGAAUCGGAACUUGAUUAAAAUGAGACUUAAAAGAUUUCGAAAAAAUUGUUAAAUAGUUUAAUUAGUUUAUACACGCAACACGGAUUAAAAUUUUUCUUAAAAAUAAUUGAAUUUUAAAAUUUGGAUUUGCUCAUUUUCAGAAAUUGUUGCGCAACACAGCAUUUUAUUGUGGCAACAUUUGGCCAUAUAAGGCUAUCGAAAAUAGAGUUGUUUUGUUGAAUAGUGUGCAUAAAAAUACAUAAACAAUUUUAUAGUACAUAUUUGUUUUCUUACUUACACUGAUUUUUUCGAAUGUUUCAUUUUACUAAAUAUUAUACUAUUUCUAUCAGAAAAAGGACGCAAUCUUGCAUGGCUAUCCAUAAUUUAAAUAACAAAAAAACAUCAAUAUUAAG